GCAUAGGACCUGAUCGCCAUGUACGUGGCAAAAGUGAUUGUGCUAUUCAUGAUGACGUUGUUUCCAAUAGCUAAUGUGCGCGGUGUCGAUCGAAAUGUCAGAGAUACAACGUUCUCCGGGUUUGCGUAUGAGAUGGUAAUUACAAAAUUAGAGCUUUUACUGGACAAAUGGAACGAAAUGGAAGCUGCAAUGAAGCAGGAUCGAGAAAAAGUUGAUCAAAAACUGGCUGGCGUCACUCGUACUAUAAGCCAACUGGAGAAAACGAUGAACCAUAGCCUCACCAAACAGCAGACUCAGCUGAACCAAAUGCACACUGAGCAAACAGUCCACGCCAAGCAAAAAAAGAUGAGACAGGAGAUCCAAAAGCUCGUCUCAAAGAAUGAUCUAGCUCGGUUUAGAGUCAGUUCAGGCUUGUAUCUCCAGAGUAUCUCGUCGCGAUCAUGCAAGGAAGAGCCAUCAAAGGAAUCGGGCAAGUACAUUUUACAACCAACCGAGAGGGAUGAACCAUUUGUGGGAUAUUGCGAACAGACUGCCUACGGAGGAGGUUGGUUGGUGUUCCAGUAUCGUUACGACGGAUCAGUGGACUUUUACCGCAACUGGACCGAGUAUCGGGACGGAUUUGGCAGCAUCGAUGGAGAGUUCUGGCUCGGAUUGGAGCAGUUACACCGUUUGACGGCGGCUCGGAAGCAUGAACUGCUGGUGGAGCUGAAAGACUUCGAUGGAAACUACAAGUACGCACGGUAUGAAGAGUUCAAGAUUGGCAAUGAGAAGGAUCAAUAUCCGUUAGCGAAACUGGGAUCAUACACGGGAACGGCAGGAGACUCAUUGCAUGCCCACAAGGGCAUGAAGUUCUCGACCAAGGAUCGGGACAAUGAUAAAAGUGAUUCAAAGUGUGCUGUGUUUAAAAAGGGAGCAUGGUGGUAUAAGAGUUGUUACAGUUCAAAUCUUAAUGGAUUUCAUAAAAAUGGUAUGGAAGGAUACAGAAUUGUUUGGGCCACCUACAAUUCAUCUCGGGUAGGUUUGGCAUACUCAAGAAUGUUGAUUCGCGAGAAGUAACGGUGGGCGAAGUAUAAUUUCCAUCAGAUGAAACAAAGUUGUGGAACACAAAUGCCAAUUCCGAAGCCAAAGUGUAACAGACAGUUUACUGCAAUCAAAUUGUUUUGUAAUUUGUUGAGAUAAAUGUUACGUGGUAUUGUUUACGUGUCUUUACAAGCCAAACUAUGAGUGUUAACAACCAGUCAUACAAUUGAAUGUACAUUCAUAUUAAAGAUGAGAAAGAAAGCAAUCCGGCACGGUGAAUGUGCUAAAGCGUUUUAGCGUUUCAUAAUGUUUAGUGUUUCGUUGAAGGAGAUCCUCCAAAAAUAUCUACACCUAUACCCAUAACAAGUCGCAACAGAACGCCACAUCGUCGUACACAACAAGGAGUUUGGGUGAGAGUGUACUCUUCGAUAAAAAAUAAAUUGAAUAUUACAUAGAUUAA
This is a messenger RNA of Anopheles arabiensis, 1480 nucleotides long. RefSeq names its product fibrinogen C domain-containing protein 1-like. Lineage: Eukaryota; Metazoa; Arthropoda; Insecta; Diptera; Culicidae. The transcript has a single exon. Bases 19 to 1056 code for a protein of 345 amino acids. The record is from RefSeq and is a predicted model, not a curated record.